ACUUCAGCAGGAAUCAGAGUCUGUUCAGAGAACUCCAUUUGUUCAGGGUUUUUGUUGUUCCUCAUGAGAUGAAAUGAGAUGAAAUGAGAUGUUUCCUGUGAGUUAGCUGCUCCUCUGUCGUAAACAGGAUGUGGCAUGUAGAAGGCUGUGUACAGUCUGAACUCUGAAGUCGGUGUUUUGUUGCUUUGUUUGGAGAAAAAGCGCCUCAUAAUCUGAAUCAUGUGAGUAAUGUGAACACCUGUGCGCGAGCUGAAGGCAGAUCAGACCCUGCUGGAAUCAGACCCUGCUGGAAUCAGACCCCGGCUUCUGGUGAUCAGAGCAAGUUGCAGUGUUUGUUCCUCCACCAGCUUAAGGACAGAAUGGAGAACGGUUCCGGUUCUGGUUCCGCUUCUGGUUCCGCUUCUGGUACGGGUACCAGUACCGGCGUAUUAAACAGACAGCGCUCUGGGGGAGCAGAAGAGUCCCAGCCCAGAGAGAUGAUGCAGCUGAAGAAGGAGAUCUCGCUCCUGAACGGGAUCAGUCUCAUCGUGGGAAACAUGAUCGGCUCGGGGAUCUUCGUCUCUCCUAAAGGCGUGCUGAUCUACAGCGCCUCCUACGGGCUGUCGCUGAUCAUCUGGGCCAUCGGGGGAAUCUUCUCCGUGAUCGGCGCUCUGUGUUACGCUGAACUGGGCACCACCAUCACCAAGUCGGGUGCCAGCUACGCCUAUAUCCUGGAGUCGUUUGGAGGCUUUCUGGCGUUUAUUCGGCUCUGGACGUCGCUCCUCAUCAUCGAGCCCACCAGCCAGGCCGUCAUCGCCAUCACCUUCGCCAACUACCUGGUGCAGCCGCUGUUCCCCACCUGCGAGCCGCCGUACUCCGCCUCUCGGCUCAUCGCCGCAGCCUGCAUCUGUUUGUUGACGUUCAUUAACGCUGCGUAUGUGAAGUGGGGCACCAGAGUGCAGGACAUCUUCACCUACGCCAAAGUUCUGGCCCUCAUCGUCAUAAUCAUCACGGGCAUGGUGAAGCUGUGUCAGGGUCGUACAGAAAACUUUGAGGGUUUCUUCCAGGGGUCGUCUCGUGACCCGGGAGACAUCGCCCUGGCCCUGUACUCCGCCCUGUUCUCCUACUCGGGCUGGGACACUCUGAACUUUGUCACUGAGGAAAUCAAGAAUCCAGAGAGGAAUCUUCCUCUGGCUAUAGCCGUGUCGAUGCCCAUCGUCACCGUCAUCUACAUCCUGACCAACGUGGCCUACUACGCCGUGCUGGACAUGAGCUCCAUCCUCGCCAGCGACGCCGUGGCAGUGACGUUUGCUGAUCACACUUUAGGUGUAAUGAGCUGGACUAUCCCCAUCGCUGUGGCUCUGUCCUGCUACGGUGGACUCAACUCCUCCAUCAUCGCAGCGUCCAGGCUUUUCUUCGUCGGCUCUCGGGAAGGUCAUCUCCCUGACGCGUUGUCCAUGAUUCACGUGCAGAGGUUCACGCCCGUCCCUGCGCUCCUCUUCAACUGUGCCAUGGCUCUGAUCUACCUGACCGUGCAGGAUGUGUUCCAGCUGAUUAACUACUACAGCUUCAGCUACUGGUUCUUCGUCGGUUUGUCCAUCGCUGGACAGAUCUACUUGCGCUGGAAAGAUCCGGAGAGACCGCGGCCUCUGAAGUUGUCCCUGGUGUACCCCGUGGUGUUCUGCUUGUGUACGGUGUUCCUGGUUGCAGUUCCCCUCUACAGCGACACGCUCAACUCCCUCAUCGGCAUCUCCAUCGCUCUCUCGGGCGUUCCCGUUUACUUCCUGGGCGUUCACCUCCCCGAGUCCAAGCGGCCGCCGUUCAUCACCACACUGCUGCGUUCUGUCACUCGAUUCACUCAGUUCACGUGUUUCUGCGUGCUCACAGAGAUGGACCCGGUGGAUUAAAUCGUCCAUCACGUCUAAAAGAACUGCUUCAUCAGCCCAGUGUGUUUCUCUGAGAGACCUGAACACACACACACACACACACACACACACACAGUCAGUGCUGGACACCUACAGUCAGGUGAAGGAGCUCAGUCAUGUGACCCAGGGCGUGUCCUCCUCUCAGGGACGAGUGUGAGGGGCCUUAUGGAGGACGUAAGCUGAUGGAUUUCUGAUUGUCUUCCCGAAAGAUAUUUAUCCGUCUGUGUGUUAGAAGUCUAACGGACACUUUUUAUGAAUUCUUUGUGAUUGUGUAAAAAAAAACAAAUUAUUUAUUAGCUACUUUUAUUUGAGAUAUUUUGGAUAUAUUUAGAACAUGCCUUCUACACUGCAGUGAUUUACGUUUUGGCGAGUGAAAAUAUCUCGGAUAUAGACAUUUAUCUCAUUUCCUGUUACAGUAAAUCAAGCAUGAGAUAAUUAAACUUAAAAACAUUUAUGUCUAGAAAAAGAAGAAAAGUUAUCUGCGAAUAGAACAAUAAAAUAUAAAGCUCUAAAUUAGUAAAAGUUUAAAAAAGGCUUAAUGAUUGUACAUUGGAUUAUAUUUGACUUAUUAUUUAUCAUUAAUGAUUAAUUUGUCCAUGUUUAAGAUAUUUUCACUUCAUGUCACUUUUUCGCAGUUUACUUUGCUUUGGGAAUUUUAUUUUCCGAUGUAAUUAGUUGUGCGUGGAUUUGGAAAGGGAAACACAAUGACCACAAGCCUUAAAGAAGACGAAAAAUGGCUGACACACACAGGUGUGUUUUUCACGUCAUCACGUGUUCGGUGUUUGUUUAAACAGCUUUCGCAGGUGAUCACAGAACGAGAGAUUUAUCACUAAACACUCUUUAAUGAAUUGUUUGAUUUCUUUUGUAGACGAGGCGUGUGUUUUGUUUUCAUACUCUGCUUUGGAACAUCGUGAUCAUAAAUCUGAUUCACAGGAAUUUAUAUUUCCUGAUUUUUAAUUGUAGUGCAAUGAGGAAAGUGUGAAGAUGUGGUUCUAUCAUAUACGCUGUUCAGAGAGGACUGAAGCGGUGUGUGUGUGUGUGUGGAAAUUCACUAUUAUGUACAAAACAUUUCAUUAUAGCGUAUUUAUCUAUAGAUAUACAAAAUGAACGCUGGAUUCUUUAUGCCUAAUGAUACAGUAAACUGAGUUCCUGAUUUUAAUCUCGUUCACUUUCAUAAAGUGCAGCUGAGAGACAAGUUUUAUUUAAUUUAUUUUGCAUCAAUAAACAUUUCUGAAUUUUGAAA
This is a messenger RNA of Pangasianodon hypophthalmus (striped catfish), 3147 nucleotides long. RefSeq names its product solute carrier family 7 member 6 (gene slc7a6). Gene Ontology annotation, molecular function: L-amino acid transmembrane transporter activity. Gene Ontology annotation, biological process: amino acid transmembrane transport. The record is from RefSeq and is a predicted model, not a curated record. The coding region runs from base 360 to 1886 and encodes 508 amino acids. Gene Ontology annotation, cellular component: membrane. NCBI's taxonomy places the organism in Eukaryota, Metazoa, Chordata, Actinopteri, Siluriformes, Pangasiidae. The transcript is spliced from 10 exons.